Messenger RNA from Aspergillus sclerotioniger CBS 115572, 5724 nucleotides. Its product is annotated as putative sister chromatid cohesion protein Mis4. The transcript is spliced from 5 exons. NCBI's taxonomy places the organism in Eukaryota, Fungi, Ascomycota, Eurotiomycetes, Eurotiales, Aspergillaceae. The record is from RefSeq and is a predicted model, not a curated record. Gene Ontology annotation, cellular component: Scc2-Scc4 cohesin loading complex. Gene Ontology annotation, biological process: regulation of gene expression; establishment of protein localization to chromatin; establishment of mitotic sister chromatid cohesion. Gene Ontology annotation, molecular function: chromatin binding. Bases 154 to 5469 code for a protein of 1771 amino acids.
AUCGCUGGAUCAAUAGGCGUUUGUCGGGGAUGGUCUUUCAUUCUCUUACUUGCUAGCCAUGUCUCUGAGGGGAGCAUGUCUAUACCUAUGUCACAGACCUAGAUCUCUCUUCCUCCCAUCGUUAGCUUCCCAGUAGGGACCCCCGCUGCUGCCAUGGCCCAAAACUGGCAUCCGGCUGUCCAGGUCGUCAUCAAUGGCCAUCCUCAAGCGCAAGGCCAUGUUCCCAGUGGGCAGCCCCCGCGCAGGAAUCGGCCGUUGGUAGUUGAUGAAGCUCUGCCGUACUCGCCCAUGUCCAGCUCGCCCGUCUUCGGUUUAGAUUGCAUCCUACGCCCUGACGUCGGUCGACCCCCCAAUACGACCUCCAUUAAUCACAUCCUGCAGUCGGGCCGGACGGCGCUGAGUGGACUGAAUGGUGAAAUUCAGUCAGGCCGAGAUGAAUCGAAUCGUUUAGAGACGUCUCGGGAAUACUUGCAGCAGUUGUUGGAUGGCGACCAGUUGACUGAAUUUAAAUUCAAACUGCCUAUUAGGACGGUCAAUCCUUCACAAUCACUUUCGGCUGCCGCCCAUGACCAUGUCGCCAGCAGCAACAAGCUUGGCUCUUUUGCGAAGAUGAUGUUGGAUGCUACGGAUAUAGCAUUCCGAUAUCCUACCCCGGAUGACGUGGAACCUCCACAAAAGCCUACCUCCUGGAACGAGAAGCAGACCUCGGUCGCUCAUAGACCUACCCCUACAUCCUCCAACCGACCGAGCCACCAGGCAAGUCAGCUGUCGGUAGUAAUUCCGGUGAAGCCUCUGCCGCCUCAUACGGAUGCGCACGGCAUGUCGAAGAGAAGAAAGCUUAAUGCCGAUGGGGACGAGAAUCUUAUGACAAUCCGCAUGAAAGAUCAAAAAGAGGAGGCCGAUGCUGCCCUGGUCAAAUUGCAAGACCUACUUCAUGAGAUUUUUGAAUCUGAGGACCAACUAGACCCUAGUGCAUCAUCUGAUGCGGUCGCUGAACGAACAGAUGCAGUGUUCACCACGGCUCACGCGCUAGAUGUCAGCGGCCUCAUCCUUUCGUCCGAUGCCCACACCCGGCUCCAGAAGGCCAUCAAGAAGGUAGUUGGCUAUAACCGACUUCAAGAUAUUCCAUCGGACUAUCUAAAUAGGAUCCAGAAGCUUUGCGAAAAGCCAAUCAUUGCUGCGCAGUCACUCGACUUGAGAAUCGACGACCCCUCGAAUGAGUCUGAAGCUCAGGAUUGGCUGAGAAAGAUGGAUGACAUACACAGUGCUCUCCUCGCCAUUGCUACUCUACUGCAAACAAUGUCUGGCUCUCAGACAGAGCGAGAUCUUUGUCCGGAGGAUUUGAUUGAGGCUAUCCCAAAUGUUUUUAACCAAACCUUUGAUCAGUGCAUCAUUCCUGCUGUCCAGGCACGUCCUGGAGGCAAGGACGCAAAACACUUUGAUUUCUUCUCUGCUCAGAAACGGGUUCUUGGUUCCCUAAUCCAACAAAGCAAACGAGUACUUGCUCUUUUUGCGGAUUUUCUCUCGCGGAUUGACGUCUCCGAGGGCACGGUCACGGCGACGGAAUACUUCGCAGCUAAAUUGAUAUUCGUCGAGAAUGCUCAUACGGAGAAGGAUUCUACGGUGGGCUACCAGAAAUACGAGUCUGUUCGACGCGGAGCUAUGGAUGUACUUGCUAAGGUCUUUUCCAAGUAUCCUGCUCAGCGGCCAUACAUUCUGGAUGAAAUUUUGGUCUCGCUGGAGAGGCUUCCGUCUACUCGGCAAAGCGCCAGGCAGUACAAACUUGCUGAUGGCAAGAACAUUCAACUUCUAACUGCAUUGGUAAUGCAAUUGGUGCAAACAACCGCCUUAGAUGUUCCUAGUUCACGGUCUUCCCGGAUAAGGCGUAAGCCACCGGGUUCGGCCGAGGACGAGGACGAUGAUGAGGUGCUUGCUGAUGGACAAGGGGUGGACGAUGACCAAUCGAAUAUCUCGAUGGAACAGCUUGCGACGAAGGUUAACCGCCUGUAUGAUAACGCAGCGCGCAGUGCUCAAUACAUCGUCAAAUUCAUCGCCCAACGGGCAAUGACAUCCACCAAGUCUGGCGACCAGCCCUUUCGAAAUAUCUUUGACCUUUUUACCGAAGAUUUGAUCAACGUUCUGGGCUCCACGGACUGGCCUGCUGCAGAAUUACUUCUUCGCAUCAUAGCCUCUCACAUGGUCAGUAUCACUGAACAUGACAAGGGUUCUGCUACUUCAAAGAGCAUGGCCCUUGAGCUUCUAGGAUGGAUGGGCUCUGCCAUCUCCGACCUCAUUGCGACUGCUCAACACCUGCUUCCUGCCAUGGACGAGGCUGAUAGUGACUUGACCGAUUCCCUAAGGCAGCUGUUCGAAGAGUAUUCUAAUCGUGCCUUACAUCCUCAGGACCUUGUUGUUGCUGAAGGCCCUUAUCGGAUGACCCUCGAAUAUUUCAUUCAGGACCGCAGCGUAGACAACCAACAGCUUGCUAGUGCUCGGGGUUUCUAUCUUACACAAUGGUCCAAGACCUUCUGUUCCGUUUACUAUAACUCUGAAGACAAGGAUGAAGUCAUCUAUGACGACGCGACGGAAGACCUGGUUGCACUCUUUGGGAAACUCUUCUCGGAUCCGAUGUGGCUCGAGACUCACAGGCAUUUCAAUACCGUGUCCACCGCACACGGAAAGUUCGCCUAUAUCCUGACCAUCUUGAACUCGGGAUUCUGUAAAGCUUUUGACACUAUCCUCAAAGUUUUGCUAAACUCCAUUGCAAGUGACCAGGCCAAAGUCCGGAGUCGUAGCUUGAAGAGUGUAAUCUACAUGCUAGAGAAGGAUCCGAGUCUUCUUGAUAGAGAUGCAUCUGUUAUGCGGGUCAUUCUCCAUUGUGCUACUGACGCAUCCCCAAUGGUCCGCGAUUCUGCAUUGUCCUUGAUCGCGAAAUGCAUUGUUUUGAAACCGAAGUUGGAAGAGGAUGGUUGCCGGAGCAUUCUGACAUGCGCUGCCGAUCCAACUGCCGGUGUAAGGAAGCGCUGCAUUGGACUGCUGAAGGAUAUCUACCUUAACACAUCGCGUACGGAGUUGAAGCUAGCCAUCAUGGAUAGCUUUCUCCAACGAACAGGUGAUCUGGAAGAUAGUGUGGCAACCCUAGCGCGGCAGACGUUCGAGGAGAUAUGGCUUACCCCCUUCCACGGGCUCAUCGACUCUGCUCAUGAUGGUCCGAAACUCAAGGUUGGUCUUGAGGAGCGGGUGACAUUAAUCGUCAGCCUCGUUCAGCGAAGCGAAACGGCGCUCGAGACCUUGAAUAAUUGCCUUAAGAAGGUCUUUUCCGAAACCUCCAAAACCGCAACUCUGAACUUCAAAGUAUGCAAGGCAAUGGUUUCUACGAUGUUUGAGAAACUGGUUGAAGGCAACGACUCAGGGAAAGAAUUCCAGCAGGCAUUGUUGCAAACAAUUACCGUCUUUGCAAAAGCCAAUGCGAAGCUGUUUCGACCUGACCAACUGGAGACUCUGCACCCUUAUAUUGGACACUUGACCACGGCCGAGGAUCUCUUCCUAUUUCGAUCUGUGGUUGUCAUCUAUCGAUGCGUCCUACCCUUUUUAUCGUCCGCUCACAACACUCUGUUGCGGGAAGUGCAGAAUGACCUUUUCAAGAGCGUUGCUAAACUGGCUCGCUCGGAGCUGAAUGAAGUGAUGGCUUGUCUUUGGACCAUCAACGGAGUUCUGCACAACACUGACAGGCUAGUGAAGCUAACGAUCUCCGUGUUGAAGCCAAUACAGCACUAUAAGAACAUCGAUCUUUCGGAUCCUGCGAAUGCGGCUGUCUUGGCCAGAGCCAAAAGCUAUAUUCGAAUUGCAGGCUGUGUUGGAAGACAUUGUGAUCUUGAAAAGUACGAGCCACAUUUCAAGAAUGCCUUUCCAUCAUGGAGCGGCGGAUCGGUGGCUGGCUUGAUGGUUGAUGCCAUUAUACCCUUCACACUUCCGAAGCAACCCCUUGAGCUAAGGGUCAUGUCUCUUGAGAGCUUGGGAUCGAUUUGCCAGUCCUGGCCAGGCCAGUUCAGUCGCGAGAGUCCAAGACAGAUCCUAUCUAUGGUGUUCAAGGAAGACAAUCCAAGCCUGCAAAACAUUGUACUGAGGUCAUUUGCCGACUUCUUCGCCAUGCACGAAGGCAAGGCAGAGAAGACAGUAAUGCCUUCUGCUGAAAUCGCCGAACAGGAAAACUCCACAAGGCUAGGAGGAUCUUUGAAGGCCAGUGAUAACGAUGGAGCUGCCGCGUUGAUCGCUCAGCACUUCUUACGGAACAUGCUCCGCGUUGCACAAUCGCGGCAAGAUUCGUACGCGCUGACUGCUAUCGAGCUGAUCGCCAGUAUCAACCGCCAAGGACUGGUCCACCCCAAAGAGUGUGCCGGUGUUCUGGUCUCCCUGGAAACGUCCACUGUUCCCGCAAUCUCCAAGGUUGCAUUUGAUACUCAUAAGAUGCUUCAUCAGCAGUACGAAUCGAUGUUCGAGAGGGAAUACAUGCGUGCUGUUCAGGAAGCAUUCUACUACCAGCGCGACGUGGUCGGGGACUCCAGUGGUGCAUCAAGCCGCCCAUAUGUCGCCAAGCUUGCGCCGCUGUUCGAAAUCAUAAAAAUCAGCAACAGUCGUUACCAGAGAAAGUUCCUCUCGAAUCUGUGCUCGAAAGUCAACUUUGAACUGAAAAAGCUUGGCGUCACUGCCGACCCGCCCGAGCAUCUCUUACUUGCACGGUUUGUGGCUCAGAACCUCGCCUUUUUCGAUUAUAAUCAGCUUGCCGAACUCGUGCCAACCAUCGGUUGCAUGGAGCGCAUUGUUUCUGCAACUGGGACUGUUGUAGCCCACGCGAUCGAAACGGAUAUCUUUUCUGCGAAGACGGAGCCCACUCUUGGAGAGGCGAUGCCUGCUCCUCCAACGGAGGGCCUAGGAAAUACAGCGCCCCUGGUACAGUAUAAUCCAGCAACCUUACGACUACUGGCUACCGCUGCUGCAUCACUUUCGAUGCUCUGGGAAGCCCGUACUUAUCUUCGCCGCCUCUAUAACGUCACAGCGCAUGCUCGCGUUAAAGAGGCCAAGGGUGCGACCAAGGAGCUCAACAAGUCAGCGACAAAGGUACAUGGAGUGACAGGCGACAGGUUCUGGGACGCCAUAGCUCGGAACAUGAACGCGUUGAGUAGCGAGCAGAGCAUGAUUGACAAGUGCCGCGAGUUUGCGACUUUGCUUGCCAUCGACGAUGAAUUCAAGGUCGGGGGCGAUGAGGACGCCGAGGGAGAUAAUUUGGAUGCGGUCACGGACAUGGAUGAUCCGGGAGCCGCUUGGGGGGCUGCAGCUGCGCCUAGGCCUGGGAAGCGAAAGAACUCCAUGUCCGCGCAAAGUCCUGUGAAGCGUCCUCGAGGCCGAAAGAGCGGGGCUGUGAAGAAACGCGCCAGCACGGAGCCCGGGGAGGAAUCGGACUGGAACUAGAAAGGUGUCGAAGCCGUUGAUCGGGUUGACACCAUGACCCUUGUAUUUUGGCUGUCCAUUAUCUAUCUACUGGAGGAUGCAUUUAUGGGACUGGAACUGGCGUUCGGGAUGCACGGCUUGCUUUGAACCGUGCGCCAUCGGCGACUUAUUACUUACACGGUGGCGGGCGGCGUGCCGGCUUCAUCCAUUGUUUCUUAUGUUUUAUGAGACGACCCUAUCUAUUCUUUGUGUAUCUCAGAUCAAUAACUAUCUACC